Messenger RNA from Leopardus geoffroyi (Geoffroy's cat), 1513 nucleotides. It is a transcript of the gene CAPNS1, whose product is annotated as calpain small subunit 1. The record is from RefSeq and is a predicted model, not a curated record. The transcript has 11 exons. Gene Ontology annotation, molecular function: calcium ion binding. NCBI's taxonomy places the organism in Eukaryota, Metazoa, Chordata, Mammalia, Carnivora, Felidae. Bases 181 to 978 code for a protein of 265 amino acids.
CAAUGCCGGCGCUAGGACCGCGCGGAUGCAUACUUGGCCAGGCCGCAGUGCUUUACCGGGUCUAGGCCGCCUGAGUCACCAGCCCCGCCCUACGGAGCCGGACGCUGCCGGAGGCCCGGGAGCAGCACAGGCGAACGGACCCGCGGACGUGUGAGCUAGGCGGAAUCUAAAUUCGCAGCCAUGUUCCUGGUUAACUCGUUCUUGAAGGGAGGCGGCGGCGGGGGAGGUGGGGGCCUGGGCGGAGGCCUGGGGAAUGUGAUCGGAGGCCUGAUCAGCGGGGCCGGAGGAGGAGGCGGCGGCGGCGGCGGCGGCGGCGGAGGAGGCGGAGGCGGUGGCGGAACUGCCAUGCGCAUCCUGGGCGGGGUUAUUAGUGCCAUCAGUGAGGCAGCUGCACAAUACAACCCAGAGCCUCCGCCUCCACGCACCCAUUACUCCAACAUUGAGGCCAAUGAGAGUGAGGAGGUCCGGCAGUUCCGGAGGCUCUUUGCCCAGCUGGCUGGAGAUGACAUGGAGGUCAGUGCUACAGAACUCAUGAACAUUCUCAACAAGGUCGUAACCCGACACCCUGAUCUGAAAACUGAUGGUUUUGGCAUUGACACAUGUCGCAGCAUGGUGGCCGUGAUGGAUAGUGACACCACAGGCAAGCUGGGCUUCCAAGAAUUCAAGUACUUGUGGAACAACAUCAAAAAGUGGCAGGCCAUAUAUAAACAGUUUGAUGUUGACCGUUCAGGUACCAUUGGCAGCAGUGAACUCCCAGCAGCCUUUGAGGCAGCAGGGUUCCACCUGAAUGAACAUCUCUACAACAUGAUCAUCCGGCGCUACUCAGAUGAAGGAGGGAACAUGGAUUUUGACAACUUCAUCAGCUGCCUGGUCAGGCUGGAUGCUAUGUUCCGUGCCUUCAAAUCUCUUGACAAGGAUGGCACUGGACAAAUUCAAGUGAACAUCCAGGAGUGGCUGCAGCUGACGAUGUAUUCCUGAAUGAGAACCCCAGACCUGCCCCCUCAUUGCCUUGCUAUAGGAGUCCCCUUGGAUUCUUCCGUCUCUCCCAGGGCUGAGCCAGUCUGCAGUGUUGCCUUCAUGGGUCCUACUGGCCCACAGGUCUUUCGGUUCCCCCAGCCCUUGGCACUCGGCUUUUCAGUCAACAGCCAGGGCCUGACAUGCCCCGACGCGCCAUGCCCUGAGUUACCCCUGGCUCUGAGACACUCUAACACACCCUGCUCCAAGGGUUACCCCACGCCCAGCACACCCAUCCCACACCCACUCCAUAACCCCUCUCAUGUACAUGUGCCAAACCCAACAGUUAUGUUGCUUCCACACCCCAAGGGCCCUUCCCUCAGUUCUGGGAGGCUCCCUCCAGUCCCUACACACUCUGGCACACUUGUUCACAGUUACUACCCUGGCCGAACUCCAGGCCAUAAUAGGCCCAGGCGCCCCUGUGCCUUUGUCUCUACUCUGCUCUCAGCCUGCCAGGCCCAGGAGGAAAUAAAAGCACCCCAGUUGCUGCUGUCUCUGA